UAUCGUAAUUUAUAAAUUUAUCUGUUGUUUUACGGUCCCAAGUAUACCUUAAGCCAGCCCUGUGUCAACCAAUCCAAUUUCGAUGCUCAUUCAUAUCCUAACCUAACUUUUACAGUUGUUUGUCUAGAAUACGUUGACUGUAAAAAUAACAUCUCCACUGUAUACCAAAGAGAAAAAACACUUCAAAAGGCAAAAAUGCCGCCGAUGAAACUGCAAAACAACGGCGGUGGAGGCGAUGUUAGCGACGGAAACGUAUCAGGAGCAGAAUCAGAUCAUUCGAACACAAGCCGCGAAAAUGAUGUGGGCCGCGACUCCAGCGAAGAUGAGGCAGAUUCGGAUGAAAGCUCAGAUAUGGACGAAGGAGAAUGUGAAAAUAGACGAAAUGAACUAUUACAACACGUACAAGACCUAGAGAGUCAGUUCAGCCAUCUCCGAGAACAACUAUAUAAGGAACGCAUGGCUCAGGUUGAACAUCAACUGGCCGAAGUUAAAGCCGGACGUUCACCAGAUUAUUUAGGCCCUCUUCAAGAACUCCAAGAGAACAUGAGGAUACGAACAGAAGUUGCAGGAAUUUUGCGCCAAUUGCGUCUCAAUAACAUCAAUAACCAGUUCGAAGCAGAGGAACAGGCGGCUGCACAAAAUUUAGAGAGCGAGAAAAAACUUGCUCGAGAUUAUUAUUACAGUGAAUUAAUGGACACUAUUCGAAAAUUAGAAGAAGACAGACAUAACAGUGAAAUAACGUGGGGCGAAGGGGGAGAGUGGGGAUCGCGGUCUAGGUCUAGAUCGCGUCGCAAAGCAGUCACAGUAUCAGGACCUUACAUUGUUUAUAUGCUUAAACCUCAGGAUAUAAUGGAAGACUGGACCACUAUCAGGAAGGCGCUUAAACGGAGCCAAUAUUUCAGGUAAAUUAUUUACAAUUUCAUGAUAAGAAGAGGCGUUAUUUCAUAAGUGAAUGCACAACAGCUUUCGCAUUCAACGCUUUAAGGUCCGUGUAUGUCUGGCCCGUACCCACAAAAACUAUCGGUUGGCCUGUUAUGUAAGUCAUGGAGAUCGCAGCCCCUACCUAAAAAUAAAGUUUUUUACAUUUUA
Molecule: messenger RNA, 1089 nt
Organism: Zophobas morio
Lineage: Eukaryota; Metazoa; Arthropoda; Insecta; Coleoptera; Tenebrionidae
Gene: Brms1
Product: breast cancer metastasis-suppressor 1-like protein
Exons: 3
Coding region: 196-906 (236 amino acids)
Biological process (GO): negative regulation of transcription by RNA polymerase II
Cellular component (GO): Sin3-type complex
Molecular function (GO): histone deacetylase binding
Source: RefSeq, a predicted model, not a curated record